Frankliniella occidentalis (western flower thrips) is the source of this 850-nucleotide messenger RNA. RefSeq lists its product as uncharacterized. NCBI's taxonomy places the organism in Eukaryota, Metazoa, Arthropoda, Insecta, Thysanoptera, Thripidae. The record is from RefSeq and is a predicted model, not a curated record. The transcript is spliced from 3 exons. The coding region runs from base 218 to 841 and encodes 207 amino acids.
AUAGGUGCGGGAGAGGGGGAGACUUGUGGGUGGCGAUGUACCGCCAGCGCAUGGCAACUCCAAAACAAACUUACUCGGCGUAGUAGUUACAGGCAACGGCGUGUCUCCCACACUCCCCGGCCCCGCGCCCCUCGGCUGGGGUUCCGUCGCUGCAGUGUUGUGUGGGAGUCGGCUGCAUACAGCAGUGCAUUGGGGCGAGAGAGUGUGACAGCACAGGAUGAGGCUGGUCACCCCUGAACAGCGCGGGAUUCGGCAGCGAGCGCUCUACCGGCGGCUCUACCAGGAGGCACGCCGCAAACUGCAGGCAGAGGACUUUCUGGAGCGGCAGCGUGCGUGGGCGCACACUGACUACGAGACUUCCUACGAGGAGCACCACGGCAGACCCGGGUUCGAACCCGCUCUAGAGAGACAGCUGCGGGAGGGCGCUGCCGCCGCCGAGCUUCACCCGCUGGACGAGUCGGAGCCGGUGCUCUCUCUGUGGUACUGCCGGCAGCGGGCGGGGGCGGCGGGGGCGGCCGGGGCGCUCACGAGGGUGUCUCCGCCGCACUGCGCGUCGCAACCCUUCCGGCGCACGUCCGCCUUCACCACGCCCCCGCACCUCAGCCUGCACGACUCGCCCGCGGAGCGCCCCGCCGCCCACGCCGCCGCCGCCCCCGCACGAGCCCGGCUUGACCUUUUGGACCGGCUGCAAGCGCAGGGCUGGGGGUGCGGCUGGGGCGGCGGCCCCACCCAGCACCGCUACCCACUGGCCGAUGUCUUCUGCGACGCGGGCAGGAAGAAGAACUGGUGCGACCGGCACGAGGAUCCCAUCAGAGUCGAGGGCGCCUCCACCACCAGCUGAGCGGAGCCA